This is a messenger RNA of Galleria mellonella (greater wax moth), 1420 nucleotides long. Its product is annotated as carboxypeptidase B-like. Gene Ontology annotation, biological process: proteolysis. The coding region runs from base 64 to 1365 and encodes 433 amino acids. The record is from RefSeq and is a predicted model, not a curated record. The transcript has 5 exons. NCBI's taxonomy places the organism in Eukaryota, Metazoa, Arthropoda, Insecta, Lepidoptera, Pyralidae. Gene Ontology annotation, molecular function: zinc ion binding; metallocarboxypeptidase activity.
UAUAAAGCCUAUAACGGUUUAGACUUGUUGUUUAAUCGUGUUUUUGUUUAUUGUGGUGGAACAAUGAAAGUGUUGGCAGUGUUACUUCUCUGUGUGGCGGUAUACGCCAAACAUGAACAGUAUGCAGGAUGGAAAUCUUAUUACGUAGGACCGAAAUCCCAAGAGCAACAGCAGUUCAUUGGGUCUUUAGUCGAGGAAUAUGAGUUGGACUUUCUAAGCCAUGCAAUUAUAGAACAAGAAGGUGUGGUUCUCGUAAAGCCAGAACACCAAGAUGGAUUCAUCAAGGCGUUGGAAGAGAAGGGAAUCGCUUACAGGAUCCACGCUGCAGAUGUGAAAGCUGCUCUAGAUUUUGAUGACGCAGCCAUUGAGACGAGAAGACGGGAGAAUCUUGCCAGAAACGGUAUCGAGUUGCCUUACGACAAUUAUCAAGAAAUUGAAGUGAUUGAUGCUUAUCUCGCUGAUGUUGCCCGUCGUUACCCCGACAGAGCCACUCUAGUAACUGGUGGGAACUCCUUCGAAGGUCGCCCUAUCAACUACCUUAGGAUCUCUACCACCAACUUUGAGGAUGAAAGCAAGCCAGUUAUCUUCAUUGACGGUGGCAUUCAUGCAAGAGAGUGGAUUUCUCCUCCCACAGUCACUUGGGCCAUACACAAGCUUCUAGAAAAUGUGACGGAACCCGAUCUUCUGGAGCGAUUCGACUGGAUCCUGUUACCUGUAGUUAACCCAGACGGAUAUAAAUUCACUUUCACCAACACUCGUUUUUGGCGUAAAACACGUUCGACCGAUCAAACCAGUAUAAGCACGUCAUGUCCAGGUGUCGACGGUAACCGCAAUUAUGAUUACUUUUGGAACACAGUUGGAACAAGCAACAAUGCAUGUUCUGACACGUUUGCGGGCAGUACAGCAUUUUCUGAAGUCGAGACGAGGGUAGUCCGAAGUAUUCUGCAUGAACAUCUCAACAGACUGGCCCUGUAUUUAACGAUGCACAGUCAUGGAAGCAUGAUUCUCUACCCAUGGGGAAAUGAUGGCAGUCUUUCUAACAACGCAUUAGCUCUUCACGUGGUCGGCGUCGCUAUGGCCGAUGCAAUCGCCGAAUUAUCUUUACCUAAUUUCCGUAGAUAUGUAGUAGGUAAUUCUAUGCUGGUGAUUGGAUAUGCAACAUCUGGAGACUCCGAGGAUUACGCCCAUUAUAUUGGUGUUCCUCUAUCCUACACCGUCGAGCUGCCCGGACUCUCUAGUGGUCUCAAUGGUUUCCACCUAGAUCCCAUAUACAUUGAGCAGGUGUGCCGUGAAACUUGGGAAGGCAUUGUUGCAGGUGCAAGAAGGGCUGGAGAUUUAUUCGUUUCAUUAGCACAUCGUAAUUAAAUUUCAAUAUUGUAAAUACUAUUUUGUAAUGUUCUAUUAAAUAUUCAUAUACAAA